AGAUAAACUGGAGAAAACUCUGUUUCCAAACAUACCCCGAGACAGUGGUUGGGCAUCGUUUCGGACAGCGACGAGGCCGAGGGAUCGACUGGGGGACUUCGAAGUUCGAUUGUUCCUCUAUCUCCGGCAGCCGGCGAGAAUCUGAAAACCACGUUUUGUAACUUUAAUUGAAGGUUGAAGCCCUCAUUUGAGAGCUAAAUUUAAGUAAAGUGGGAUUCUACAAGACGUAGUUGGAGAGGAUCGAGAGGUUUCUAGGCUACUUGGUCCAUGCACCCACUUUCGGAGGAGAGCAUUUGUUUUUGAGAAACCGGAGUUCAAGCAAGGGUUACAUACCUCUGCGGAAGACCCAGAGCUGAAAGACUUUGUUGAUUACUUGGAUAAUCUGAAGAACUAUGAGAAAUGUGGAGUGCCAAGAGGCGCUGGUACGGAUUCAGAGGAUGGGUUUGAUCUGGGUCGGAUGAACCGCUUGAUGGAAUGCCUUGGUAACCCCCAGUCCGGCUUCAAGGCUGUUCACAUUGCUGGUACCAAAGGAAAGGGAUCAACUGCUGCAUUUCUUUCUAAUAUUUUACAGGCUGGAGGGUAUUCUGUUGGUUGUUAUACCAGUCCACAUAUUCAGACUAUUAGGGAACGUAUAUCCCUUGGAAGAUUUGGGGAGCCAGUGUCAGGAAAGGCAUUGAAUUGUCUUUUUAGGAGGAUCAGAAAAAUACUUGACCAGGCAAUGGAACUUGAGAAUGGGCGCUUGAGUCAUUUUGAGGUUCUUACAGCUAUGGCAUUCAGUCUAUUUGCUCAAGAAAAUGUUGAUAUUGCAGUUAUCGAGGCUGGGUUGGGGGGAGCUAGGGAUGCUACAAAUGUUAUACCUAGUUCAGGACUCGCUGCAUCAGUCAUUACAACAAUAAGUGAGGAACAUUUGGCUGCACUGGGGGGUUCCUUGGAAAGCAUUGCAUUGGCCAAGUCAGGAAUAAUCAAACAUGGCCGUCCACUGGUAUUGGGUGGUCCAUUUCUUCCAAAUAUUGAGUGCUUACUUCGUGAUAAAGCAUCCUCUAUGCGUUCACCCAUAGUAUCAGCCUCUGAUCCUGGAAAUAGGAGUACCGUAAAGGGCCUCAGCACAUUGAAUGGCAGACGUUUCCAAUCUUGCGAUAUGCUGAUGCAUAUUGAGAGGGACUUUCAGUUGUCCAUUGAGUUAUAUGAUGUGAAAUUGCGCAUGCUUGGAGCUCACCAACUUCAAAAUGCUGCAACUGCUACUUGUGCAGCUCUGUGCCUCCGUGAUCAAGGAUGGAGAAUUUCAGAUGGAUCAAUCCGUGCUGGUUUAGAGCACACAUAUAUGCUUGGAAGAUGUCAGUUUCUAGCACCAAAGGAAGCAGAGGCAUUAGGAUUACCUGGAGCAACAAUACUGCUGGAUGGAGCUCACACCAAAGAAUCUGCCAAAGCUUUGGUAGACACAAUUGGAAUGACAUUUCCUAAUACACUGGUUGCUCUUCUUGUUGCUAUGGCAAGUGACAAAGACCAUUUGGCUUUUGCAAGAGAAAUUCUUUCUGGCAGACGAUUAGAGGCCGUCUUUUUGACUGAAGUUGAUAUUGCUGGAAGCAAAUCUCGAACCACUCCGGCUUCCUCUUUAGGAAAGAUUUGGAAGCAAGCUUCCGAAGAGUUGGGUAUCGACAUUAUUCAUGACGGAAUGGGAGAAUACAGGAAGUUAUUUUGGGAUCAAGAAGUUUGUCCUGCAGGGGAAUUCGGGCGCAAAACCAUAUUGGCUACAGAGAGCUCAUUUCUAGUUUCAAUGAGAGCUGCAAAUCAGAUUCUCAGAGCAAGAAGUGGGGAUCAAUCAGGUGUCUUGGGCUUACGCACCAGACUAAUCCUAUGCCUAUGCCAGCUGUGCUCUCGAUCAACACGUAAGAGGUAAAUCGUAGAUGUGCGCUGCAGGCGGUAGGGUUCGAACCCCAUACUUCACCUUUGCCAAGGCCAUCUGACGCGAGUCCUUACCACCUGAGUUUAUGCCCGUGGGCUCUUGCUCUCUAAUUUUGUUUGAUUCAUUUCUUGAGAGAUUAGUGUGAGGUUCUAUUGUAAUUGGUAUCAGCUCAAUUAAAGAAGCAUUGCUUUAUACUCCAUCCUCUUAUUGUAAAAGGUUCUUUGUGAACCAAUUGGUGAGGGUUCUUGGUAAAUCGAUUUGCAAGGUUUCUUGGUGAACCUUGCGGCUCUUGGUGAGCGUUGUGGGAUUUGUUCCCACGUGAAGGCUCUUGGUGAGCGUAGAGAGAUUUGUUCCCGUAUUGUAAGGCUUUUUCUCCGGUGAAGGAGUUUGUUAGUGGAUUGUGGAAUCAUUGAGUUGGUCUCUAGGUGCGGACAUAGGCUUGGUGCCAAAUCACAUUAAAAUUUCGGUGUUAA
This is a messenger RNA of Malania oleifera, 2376 nucleotides long. RefSeq names its product dihydrofolate synthetase. Gene Ontology annotation, molecular function: tetrahydrofolylpolyglutamate synthase activity; ATP binding. Gene Ontology annotation, biological process: tetrahydrofolylpolyglutamate biosynthetic process. The coding region runs from base 458 to 1897 and encodes 479 amino acids. NCBI's taxonomy places the organism in Eukaryota, Viridiplantae, Streptophyta, Magnoliopsida, Santalales, Ximeniaceae. The transcript has 13 exons. Gene Ontology annotation, cellular component: mitochondrion; cytoplasm; cytosol. The record is from RefSeq and is a predicted model, not a curated record.